AUGACUUCAACAGUUGAAUCACCUUUGCAUUGGAAUUAUUGGGCAACUAUAAUUUAUAUUUUUGGAAUGUUUGGAUAUCUAACCAUCGAUACGAUUAAUUAUUUAUUUGCACCAGUUGAUGAUGAUUUCAUUCUUUUUGUUCAUACUUGUCUUACUAUUCUAUUUGUAAUUGAUGCCAUAUUAUAUACAAUUGAUUGGUAUAUGACUGCUGUUAGAUUACGUGAGAAUAAAGAUGAACCAGUACACUAUCGAUCCGAAUUAAUUGCAUGUAUUUUUCAAAAUCUUGGUAGUUAUCUUUAUUUACUUAGUGCAUUAUUACUCUUUGAUAAAUCUGCGUACAUCGAAUUAGUUUUAUUAUUUCAAUUUUUUGGUACUACAGCUUUCGUCAUUGAAUCAUGUUUUGUAUUUCUUGGAUGGCGUAUUUCAUUUCGAAGAAAACCUUCCACUAAUCCAAAACGUGGUUGUGUUUCUCAAGAUGUUUCUAUGUGGGCACAUAUAUUUUAUAUCAUUGCUAGUUUACUUUAUCUAUGUGCAACAUCUUUAGCCUAUCGUAUUUAUUCACAUUUAAAUAUUAUUCAUCCAAGUGGUGUACUUAUCUUAUUAAUGUUAGGUGAUUUUUUCUAUUUAUUUGAUGCCUAUCUUUACUAUGAAUGUUGGAAACGAGAUAAACAAGAAUACGAUGCAAAUACAGAACAACAAAAUCUAAUGCAACUCAACGUAGUUAAACAAUUAACAACAGAAAAUUACUCAUAUAAUCAUUCAAUUGAUGAGGAUAGUUAA
This is a messenger RNA of Adineta steineri, 780 nucleotides long. Lineage: Eukaryota; Metazoa; Rotifera; Eurotatoria; Adinetida; Adinetidae. The record is from the annotation of a GenBank genome assembly.